GCUGGGCGGGGGGAGCGCCCGUGAGCGGCCAGCGCUUCCGGCCGCCGCGCGGAGCCCGGGGCUGCCCGCUGUUUGCAGAAAGAAGAAAGAUGGAAAGUAAUGCAGUUUUGCUAGAAUCAAAGUCCUCACCGAUAAAUCUUCUGAACGAAAUGCAUCAGUUGCGUCUUCUGGGCCACCUUUGUGAUGUGACGGUUAGUGUGGAGUAUCAAGGUGUUAGGGGAGAGUUUGUUGCUCACAAAGCUGUAUUGGCAGCAACAAGCAAGUUCUUCAAGGAGGUGUUUCUUAAUGAGAAGAGCAUGGAUAGCUCAAGGACAAACGUGUUCUUGAACGAGGUCCAGGUAGCUGAUUUUGCUUCAUUUCUUGAGUUUGUCUAUACUGCCAAGGUAGAAGUGGAGGAAGACCGAGUGCAACGUAUGCUGGAAAUAGCUGAAAAGCUUAAGUGCUUGGACCUGUCUGAAACCUGUUUUCAGCUGAAGAAGCAGAUGCUUGAAUCCGUGUUGUUGGAGUUGCAAAAUUUCUCUGAAUCGCAGGAUGCUGAGGAGGACAGUGGUACCCAAUCAAAUGCUUUACUUGAGUUGAAGACAACUGUUGUGGCAGAAGGUGACCAUACAGACUGUCUUCCUGAUUCUCCCAGUUCCCCCAUGGAAAGACCCAGCAAUGGAGUGUCCCCUGAGAGGCCAACUGCCAAAUCAAAAGAGAAGGUUGACAAGAAAAAAGAAACCAUGAAGCCUCCCUAUGCCAAAAUCAGAAGGGCCAGCGGGAGGCUGGCUGGGAGGAAAGUAUUCGUAGAAAUCCCCAAAAAGAAGUACACAAGGCGAUUGAGAGAGCAACAGAAGAAUGCCGAGGAUGCUACUGAAGAGAACAAGUUCCCAAAAGACCAAAUCAUGCAUGAUGUGGAGAAGGAAGAGGGGCAAGCGGAGAACAGUGUGAAGCCUGAGAAUGAAGAGUGCAAUGGCAACUUUGAAUUAGAAGACAACUUUAAAAAAUCAGAGGAGGAGAAGAAGAAACGAGGCGGCAACUUCAAAUGCAGCACGUGCAAGAAGGAAUUCCUGUACGAGAGGAGCUUCCUCAAGCACAUAAAGCACAGUCAUGGCAUUGCGGCUGAAAUCAUUUACCGGUGCGAAACCUGCGGUCAGACCUUUGCCAACCGGUGCAAUUUAAAAAGCCACCAACGCCACGUCCACACCAGUGAGCGCCACUUCCCUUGUGAACUCUGUGGUAAGAAGUUCAAGAGGAAGAAGGACGUCAAGAGGCACAUUCUUCAGGUUCAUGAGGGUGGUGGGGAGCGUCAUCAGUGCCAACAGUGUGGAAAGGGUUUGAGCUCCAAAACUGCUUUGAGGCUUCAUGAAAGGACGCAUACAGGCGACAAGCCUUAUGGGUGCACAGAGUGUGAGGCUAAAUUUUCUCAGCCUUCUGCACUUAAAACACACAUGAGAAUCCACACUGGUGAAAAACCAUUUGUCUGUGAUGAAUGUGGUGCAAGAUUCACACAGAAUCACAUGCUUAUAUAUCAUAAAAGGUGUCACACAGGGGAAAGGCCUUUUAUGUGUGAAACAUGUGGGAAGAGCUUUGCCUCUAAGGAGUACUUGAAACACCAUAAUAGAAUACAUACCGGAUCCAAGCCGUUUAAAUGUGAAGUUUGCUUCAGAACAUUUGCACAGAGGAAUUCGCUUUACCAGCAUAUUAAAGUUCACACGGGUGAACGGCCCUAUUGUUGUGAUCAGUGUGGUAAGCAGUUCACACAGCUCAACGCAUUGCAGCGCCAUCAUCGGAUACACACGGGGGAGAAACCGUUCAUGUGCAAUGCGUGCGGGCGAACAUUCACGGAUAAAUCCACCUUGCGGCGGCACACUUCAAUACAUGAUAAGAAUACACCCUGGAAGUCUUUCCUGGUUAUUGUUGAAGGAGUGUCUAAGAACGACGAAGGUCACAAGACAGAGCUUCCUGAUGAAGAGUAUCAUGUGUCACCUAAAAUAACAGAGAAGUUGCUGUCUUUUUCUGAAAAUGGCCACUAUCAAAACUUGACUGCUGUCCCAGGGAGUGUGACUGCACUGCAUGACAACAGUUCUUCUAUCGGGACAGACUGCAAAUCGGAUGGGACUGUGGGACCCCAAGAAGCCCUCCUAGCUACCACCUUAAGUGAACUUACGGUACUACAUACACAGACAGAUGCUAUUCAGCCACAGCUCCAUGCUCUGGUGAAUAUGGAAUAAUUUGGUAUUGUUCACCAACCCAGCCUAGGCCAUACCUCUAAUAACUUCUGACUUUGCCAGGAACCUAGUGAUGUAAUUAGGAGAAAGCAUAGCCCCUAAAGGAAGAGGGACUAGUCGUGGAUGACAUUCAUGUCCUCCUCACCCUUAAAACACCACCAAACUGUAAUCUUCAAUUUGCAUAGUCUAGCGGUAGCUCCUUUUCCCGGCUGAUAGUUGUUGUUCUACUUUAUUCAUUUCUUGAUUUUUCUGUACCCUCUGUUAUGAACGUGGGAAAUAAUACAGUCACUUCAGAGAGCAGUUAACCUCAAGCAGAGCAUAUGAAGACCUGCCAUUGUUUUAAUCUCUGGAAAUCUGACUAUGCAGUCUCCUCUUCGCUACCCUUCCUGCAAAGGUGUGGUAAGCCCUUCUUCCUUUUGUUCGGAUGGCUUGAGUGCAGCUCCCUUAGAAAGGAAGGGAUGUGGGUUUUUUGUGUUGUUUCUUUUCCAAUUCGAUUCCACAGGAGUGAACAAAACAGAAAUAUUGUGUUACUUGUGGGCCUAACAGUUAAUCGAAUAAAUACUUUCCUAGUAAAAGUUUGUAAGUAGAAAAUAAAAUUCUGUUAAAUUUCAUUUCAGGAAGUGUUUUAAUCUUGGCUUUACCAAAGAUUCAAGCAGAAUCAUUUUAGUAUUUGGAAAAACCAAUGGGAACAAGAGUGGGAAAUGCAUGGAGUUACAUUCCAAUAGUGCUUAUUUUUCCAUAGCAAAAAUGUGGAACUUGUAACCUGUGGGUUGGAACCAGAUUGUGCUGUUAUGGAACUCACUCCAAUAAGAAGUGUCAAUUGUGAAUUAGCAGGAUCACUAAUCUAUUGUUUAGUGAGUUAUUUUAAUAACUAAAGGUAAAUUACUGCUUCAUUGUCACCAACUUUUACACUAAAUUUGAACUCAAGCUCUGAUCUUGCAACUGGCUCUGCUGGUGCAGAUCUGUAUUGACUAAUGUGGUUCCAUUUAAGCACAAAGGGGUCUCUCCUGAUAGAUUCAUUUGUGGGAUAGGGGCUGUGGGGUACAGGUGAUAAGUGGGAUACAUUAAGGCCAUUCAAGUAGUUUCAGACUCCAAACUUUACUGUUGAAAACUUUUUAUAGAACUUGUAAAGAAAAACAUCUUUGUGGUUAUUUCAAGAAGCCUUUUCUAAGUCAGUGUUGGAAAUGCAACCACUGCAGCUUUGGGCUAGUGCCAAAAAUAAAUGACAUCAGUGCAGUUGUUUAUAUUUUUUAAGCUUUUGUUUUCCUGAUUAGAAUGGUAUUUAGUAUCUGAGGUGAAAAAUUUAACAGGAAGAUAUUGACAAUGUGCCUUUUUUAAAUGUCAAGGAAGGUAGUGCUUGCUCCAAUAUCUAUUAAGGCAUUAGGAGUCUUCCCAUUGACUUCACUAGGCAUUUGGAGCAGCCUUUAUGGGUUGAAUUCUGCAAGCUAUGCUCCCAUGAAUGAUCUGAUGGUUAAUGGCACUUCUCAUGGGUGUUGAGUGUUAACCUAGUAAGAGACUGCAGGAUCAAACAUUUCUGUGGAACCCCCCUUCCCCAUACCUUCUACAAAAAUCUGGUCAAGUUCAGGGUGUUAGUCUCAUUGUAAAAUAAGCAGUAGGACAAAAACUAUCUUACAAGCAGUAAAGGGAACACAAGUGGGAUGUCUCAGUACAACCAGUUUCUUUCCAUUGCAAGGGGUUUCACUUUCCAAGUUAAGAUAUACAUUUUCCCUCACUAAGAAUAAACUAAUGUUCAGUUAACCUAUCAUUUAUAGUGUUUUCUUUGUUCUGUGAGCAAAUUACAUGUGUUGGUGUGUGUAACUGAGCAGAGGCUGACUGGGUCAGUGAAGAAGGCCUGAGCCUGUUCCUACUGAUUUUAAGUAGAGCAGAAUUAGCCCUAUAGUUAAGAGUAUUUUAAGAUGAAGCUUUCAACAAUUAAACAUCUUAAUCCCACUUGCCUUUUUUCAAAAGAUCACUACAAUUUUCUGCUUUUGAAAGCAUUGGUCAAGUAGUUUGCUACUAACAGAGCGAUUAACUGUUCCAUAUCGGGCCAAAUCUUCUGCUGUGUCAGUUUAUAGCAGCUGAGGAUCUGCCCUUCUGAUUUUUGCAGAUAUUAAAUUUUUUGGUGACGGUUUCUUAAUGUGGGUGUUGUUUAAGUAGCAGUUUGAGAAAAACUUGCUGAAAGUUAAGCACAUGCAUCACUAUCGCCCACUCCUAAAAGACUUACUGGUAGGCAAAGCAAUAAAAAUAACCAAACGAUGGACCAGAGUUUGGGGGGUUUUUUGAACCUUAAAGGAGCUUCUGAUGUUACCUUUGACCCCUAGCUUAAUCCAGGAAAAGGGUUAAAAAAACAGCUUUCCAGGAGGUUAUAUUUGACAUAUUUAUUCAAAAAUUGUGUUCUGAGUGUUGAAGUUCAAAUGAUUCCUAAUGACCAAUGUACAGUGUUUGUAGAUAUAUUUAAAUCCUGAGUAUUAGUACCUGUAGACAGGGGAAGUUUUUGUAUUCCAUGAGUGUAUGGAAGUGAGUAACCUGUACAAACUAUUAAAUCCUAUUAAAAUAUUGAACUAGUACUGCCCUUUCUGUAAGUGACUUGCUUGGAGUACCAGAUGGGCCUCUUCCCUGAGAACUAUGCAUUGUAUAUUGCAGAGAUCUGAUGAUUUUAUGUGAUUACAGUAGCAGGCCCCUGGGUACUUUUGCAGUAAUUCUACAGAAGUUGCUACUGACCAACUGGUGCCUUAGGCCUAAUCAUUCCAUUGUUUGUUACUCUGUUUUGCUUCCAUAGUGCUGAUAAACAGUUCUGCAACAAUGUUAAACGUGCAUCAGAAAACUCUAAAGGACUCAUCACUUUUCACAAGUGAACAAAAUCACACUGUAAACCUACGAACUUCAAUUGUACAGGCUUAUCUGUACAGGUGUUAGGUGCAAGGUGAAAUUCAGUGCACAGCAUUCUGAAGAGUUACACAUUAAAUAUGCAGAAUCUGGAACCACUUGCUGCAGAGCACUCUUUGAAGGAAAGGGGCUUUACUGUUAAAAAUACUACUCCUAUCAAACCAGGGAGUUUAAGUACGUAGCAGUAGCCAUUCACCAGAAAAGAAUGCAUCACAAUUACUUAAUUUUUAUUUUAUUACUGUACUGCUUCACACAAAACAAUCUGUUCCUGCUAAGGCCAUUUCAUUAUUAGUUUUCAUAGUAGAUUCUUGACCCGAGGGAAGGAAAAAGAACACCCUGACAGAUUUGCUUUAUGAUUUACAUAAACUGGUAUAUCACAGUUUACAGAUGACAUGCUGCUAUACAAAAUCACCAAGGUUUGCAUUUAGACAAAACUACUACAUUAUAGAGCGCAUUAAUAACAGAUCACAGAUUAGUACAUAGAGUUCUGGUACAUCAUCAGCAAUUUAUGCAUACUAUCAUAAUUGUGCAAAAAUACUGGUUUUUUGGGUUCUGGAAAAAUAAAUUAACCACACAAAGUAAAAUGUAACCAGUGCCAAGUUGUGCUUAAAAAAAUUCCACAAUUUCUGUAUUAACAAAAUGUGCCUAUCAUGUGGUGAUACCUGUGUAGGAUUUUCACUAAAGUUGGCUGAACUGUGUUUUAUCUGAUCUCAAAUUAUAUGUACUAUGGCAAGACUAUAUGUAAUCAAGAACUAUGUUCCUUUCUGAAUAAGGAAAGUUAUGCAACUUGAAAAAAGUAAUGCUCCUCUACUAAACAAAGCUUGACACCUCAUUUCUUCUUAUACAAGUGCUUUUUCAAAUAUUUAGGACUACUGUAGCCUAAACAUAAGCAUGCAUAUAUUUUCCUCUCUGGGUUGUCUGUGUAGAGAAUCAGCUGAAGCUGAGUCAAUACAGAUAUAGCACUCAGGUGUGACAAAUUCACCCCUGAGCAACAGCUCUGGUGCCUUAACCCUCUUGUAGAUGCAGUUAGAUCAACAGGAGAAUGCUUUUAUGUGCUAGUGCUCAGGGCCAUGGUUUUCUUACAGUGACAGAAAAACCCCUUCCAUAGCUGUAGCCACACGAUAGGAUUAUGUUAGCAUAUAUCCGUUUAAAGAAGAGUCAGAUUUGUUCAGGCAUGGUUCCCUAGAGGGAGAUCCAAGUCAGUCAUUUCUAAUGGGACCAGCCCCUGUAAGCAAGUGUUAAUUGUGCAAGUUGCAGCUUUAACAUUUCCUAACACAUCUGAGUCUCUUGCUCAUCAGAGCCAGCCCCUCCCAGUCCCCUUUUGGCCACACAUCUCCAUCCGACAAGGAGGGAGAAAAGGCUUUUGUACAAUUUCAAUGAUAACUCACUAGUGCUAUUCAUUCCAACUACAAGAAAAGUCACACUCCCUACAUAGCACAAAGCCCUUCCUGGUUUAGUUUAUAAAUACACAUCUAGAAAACAAUCAAGUAGAAGAAAGAUUAAAUUGAUUGUUGAUGAGAGUUGA
This is a messenger RNA of Gopherus evgoodei (Goodes thornscrub tortoise), 6621 nucleotides long. RefSeq names its product GDNF-inducible zinc finger protein 1-like. Lineage: Eukaryota; Metazoa; Chordata; Testudines; Testudinidae. Gene Ontology annotation, biological process: regulation of cytokine production; negative regulation of transcription by RNA polymerase II; regulation of immune system process. The record is from RefSeq and is a predicted model, not a curated record. The transcript is spliced from 6 exons. Gene Ontology annotation, molecular function: protein binding. The coding region runs from base 90 to 2213 and encodes 707 amino acids.